This is a messenger RNA of Ectocarpus sp. CCAP 1310/34, 1251 nucleotides long. The record is from the annotation of a GenBank genome assembly. NCBI's taxonomy places the organism in Eukaryota, Phaeophyceae, Ectocarpales, Ectocarpaceae.
AUGGUGUCGGAGGUGCAGUAUGGCGGGAAGAUCACCGACGACCUCGACCGGCGCAUGUUCAAGACUUACACACAGGUGUGGCUCACCCCGAGCACGUGCGCGGAUAGCUUCACGUACAACCCGCCAAACCCGAUCUUCCGCAUCCCUCAAGACUUCAAGUACACCAUUCCGAGCUCCGAGCAACUGGGCACCUUCAAGGACUUCAUCAAGACCUUCCCGGAGAUCGACACUCCCGAGAUCUUUGGCCUUCACCCGAACGCUGACCUCACCUUCCGAGUGAAGGAGGUCAACGCCCUCUUCGCGACCUUGGGCAACACACAGCCAAAGGGGGGCGGGGGAGGCGGCGGAGCCAGUCGCGAGGACGUGGUUUUCGAGAAGGCCGCCGAGCUCUUGGAGCGGUUGCCGGUGGACUACAUCGAGGAUGACUACAAGGCAAAGCUGCAGAAGCUCGGAGGGCUGGCGGUGCCUCUGAACAUCUUCCUCUUCCAGGAGAUCCAGCGCUUGCAGAAGGUUAUCGCGAAGGUCCGCUCUAUCCUCACGCAGCUGCAGCAGGCCAUCAAGGGGGAGGUGGUCAUGACAGAGGAGCUGCAGGAGACUCUUUACGCUGUGUAUGACGCUAAGGUUCCGAGAUUAUGGGCCUUCACCAUCACCGGCGACGAAUUUUCGUGGAUCUUGCCAACCUUGGGCCUUUGGUUCAGCUCCCUCAUCACGAGGGACGAGCAGGACCGAACAUGGCUCAACAACGGGCGCCCGACUUGCUACUGGCUCACCGGUUUCUUUAACCCACAGGCAAAGGCGUGGGGUAUGCUUACGGCCAUGAAGCAGGAGGUGACUCGCAAACACAAGGCAGAGAAGUGGGCGUUAGACGACGUGGUCUACCACACCGAAGUCACCUCGUAUGAGCGGAUGGAGCAGGUCCGAUCGCCCCCGGCGGAGGGAGUGUACAUCCACGGCCUCUUCUUGGACGGCGCGGCAUGGUCAAAGCAGGAGGGGGUCAUGGUGGAGUCAGAGCCAAAAAAGCUGUUCGUGUCGCUGCCUGUUUUGUUCGUUAGUGCCAACACCAAGAGCGACCAGGUGAAGGUGAAGCGCGAGAUGUUCGGCGCCCAGGGACCUUUUGAGUGUCCGUGUUACAAGUACUCGGCCAGGACAGAUCGCUACAUCAUCUUCAUGGUCAACCUCAAGUGCACUAUGGAGAAGAAUCCGCAGUUCUGGACCCUCAGGGGAACCGCCCUCCUUUGCAACACUGACUGA